This is a messenger RNA of Mytilus californianus (California mussel), 7000 nucleotides long. RefSeq lists its product as uncharacterized. Gene Ontology annotation, cellular component: cytoplasm; nucleus. The transcript is spliced from 22 exons. Lineage: Eukaryota; Metazoa; Mollusca; Bivalvia; Mytilida; Mytilidae. Bases 451 to 4653 code for a protein of 1400 amino acids. The record is from RefSeq and is a predicted model, not a curated record. Gene Ontology annotation, biological process: signal transduction. Gene Ontology annotation, molecular function: protein binding.
UUGUGUCAUAGAUCAAAUUUAUUCGUUCAGUGUAUAUUUACUUGUUUUUGUGUAUUGUCUUUUUGAUCGAGUUAAGCCAUUUCAAUUGAUAUUUUAUUGUGUGUCUUUUUAUGUUGUAAUGUUAUACCACUGUUUCAGGUUAGUGUGAAGGUUGGCGCCUGUUAAAACGAUUAAAACCCGCUGCAUUUUUAUGCACCUGUCAUAAGAAAAAUAACGAUAAUUAUCAAUUUCAUCUUAUAUUAAUUUUGAUCAUUUGAUUGAGAUAUCAUUACAAUAAUCAAGGAAAUGUGAACAAUAAGGAAGGAUGUACACGAUGAAAUCCAAAUUUGUGAAUACAAGGAAAAAUAACCAUUUACACUGCGGCUGCCAUUUUUGUAAAAUGAGAUCCACAAUAAUGGAGUGUUUCGGAUAAUUUGCUGAUGUUUAAGCAGGUUAUGGUAGCCCAUUGAUAUGGAUGCUGACUCAAAGAACGCAGAUAUUGAUCGUUUAACUAAUGAACUGAUAGAAGCUGCGAAAAAUGGUGACCUAGAAGCAGUAAAUAAAUGCAUUCAGAAAGGAGCACUGACAAAUUAUGUUGACCAAUCCGAUAACUUGACAGCACUCCAUUAUGCAUCUGCAAAUGGACACAGGGAAAUCGUUUCUAUUUUACUAGACAAUGGCUUCGACUUAAAUGCAUUAACACCAGAUGGCUGGACUAUCCUCCAUAUUGCUGCCUUAUAUGGACAUAAAGAAAUUGUUUCUGAUCUCCUUGACAGAGGACUGAACCCAAAUAAAGUUACACGCACACACGGUGUGUCUGUACUCCAUUGUGCAGUUGAAAAUGGACAGAAGGAAAUAGUGUCUGAACUACUUCACAACGAUUGUGAUCUUCACAGAGUGACAGACUAUGGUAGAACAGUCCUUCAUUGGGCAGCUGACAAUGGACAUAUAGAAAUAGUUUCUAUACUGCUUGACAAAGAGUUAGACUUGUUGAAUCAUGUAGACAAAGAUGGGUGGUUAGCACUCCAUCUAGCAGCUCAAAAUGGAAUCAUGGACAUUGUUAGUGAAUUACUACGUAGAGGAUCAGAUUCGAAUGCAGUUACAUCAGAUGGCAAUACAGCACUACAUUUGUCAUCAAGCACUGGACACAAGGAAGUGGUAACUGUCCUCCUUGACCAUGCUGCAGAUCCAAAUGCAAAAAACGAAGAAGGCAAUACAGCAUUACAUUUAUCUGCAAGGAAUAGACACAAGGAUGUUGUUUUAAUUCUUCUUGACAAUGCUGCAGAUCCAAACGCAGUAGAUGCAGAUGGCAAUACACCACUAAUUUUGUCAGCAGUUAUUGGACACAAGGAAAUCGUUUCUAUUCUACUUGACAAAGAUGCAGAUCCAAACGCAAAAAAUGUAGAUGGAUACACAGCACUCCAUUAUGCAGCUACUCAUCUUAAAAGGGACAUAGUGUCAAUACUUGUUCAAAGAGGCGCUAAAUUAGAUUCAUCCACAACUGAUGGAGAAACCGCAUUAGAUUUGGUAUCAUAUCGUUGUCUUCCUAAGACCAGAAGACGAAGUCAAAUGAAAAGCUUUCUUCAGGAAGAAAUACAGAAAGAUGAGCUUCUGCAACAGCUGAGGGGGUUAGGGCUAGAAACAGCUUCUGAUUUACAAGAUCUACUACUUGAUAGCUCAUUUAAGAGUUAUUGGAAUAGAAUAUAUUUGGUAGGUCCAUAUUCUGUUGGGAAAAGUUGUUUAGCAAAAGUUCUCGUUGGUGAGCAAGUUCCAGAAUCAAAAGAGUCCACUGAUGGCAUAUGGAUCUGCAUGGGAAAAGCUGGUAUGGAUGUUGAUGAAAUGAAAUGGAUAUAUUUUGAAAAAGGUAACGCGGCAACUGAGAUACUGACCACUAUGCUGAUGUCACUAUCAAGUGCCGAGGUCUCAGCCCAAACACGUGUCAACACUACAAAUGUCGAAACAAAACAAAGGCCUUUGGAAACCAAACAAAAAUGCAAAUAUCAAGGAAUAAAUGUAGAUGAAGGACCUAACAAAAGUUCAUUAGUGAGUGCAGAGGCGGGCAUGUCCAAUGCAUCAUCUCAUAAGCUAUCAGAGAGAGGAAUUACAGAUAAACCUGAAGAUAUGGUUUCAUUCAAAGGCAAAUGCAUGGAUGUUCAACAAUUUGAAAAGAAUAUAAAUUCCGCUUUCUCAUUAGAUGUCAAUCAAGACGAAUGUGGUACCGAUAAUCAGCCGGAAGUUGUCUGUCCUCAAAGCUCUUCCAAUGAUGAGAAAAAAGCUGCAUUUAGUUUUGAUUCCAGUAUGAAAAAACUUAUCCAAGAAGUGCCUAUAAUUAAAGAGAGAAAUCGAAGCUCAACAGAAACACUCAAGGUAACCUCAGGAAAUUUUGACAGCGAAUGGAUGAAGGAUAUUUCAAGCGACAUGUCUAAAGACAAAAUACAUGAGUUAAUGAUCAAAGCAGUCAAAGAAGGGAAAUACAAACAGAAGAUAGUACCAAUAGAUAUUUGGGACUUUGGGGGUCAGAAAGAUUAUCAUAUGACUCACCAAUUGUUCAUUACCAGCAGAGGUAUCUUUAUCCUGAUGUUCAACGGAAGUAUUGGAAUACACAAACACCAACCCGACCUUGGGUCUCUACCGGGACACUUUGGGAAACCAACAGUGGCAGUUUACCUUUUACACUGGGUGAAUUCCAUAUUGACGUUCUGUAAACGAUCGAAAGAAGGUUUUCCUAAAAUCAUAUUUGUUGCUACUCACAAGGAUAUGGUAUCGUGGGUAUGGAAGUGGAGAUUCGAAUCAUACAGACGAAAGAUUGAAGACGAAAUACAAACGCUAUUUAAAUCGCAUGCCGGCUUGAGGCAUUUAGAAUUUAGGCCGCUACUGUUCAUUAAUUCCUUAAAUCCUGAAGACCCAGAAAUUAUCGAACUUCAACACCAACUUAUGAAAAAAGCAACUGAGCAUCCACGCUGGGGUGAAGAAAUGCCAACAGCAUGGAUUCCAUUAGAUCUGCAGUUGAUAAGGAAAGCUGAAGAAGGUAUCAAUGUCAUAACUCGGGAGCAACUUAGAUCAUUAAAUUCUAAGAAUGAAUCAAUGGUAUUAUCAGAACAGCAAAUUGAAACAUUUCUGGAAGUUCAACAUUCAAUUGGAAAACUGCUGUACUUCAAUGUAAAAAACCUCCGUGACUAUGUCAUCAUAUCACCAGUCUAUUUAGUGGGAGUUUUGACAUCAUUAGUGACUGCAAAGCAGUUUUGGCCUAAAAGAGAGUGUUUCCCUAGAAUUUUAAAAAACCUCCAAACAACUGGAUUCAUUGAUAAGGAGGAUAUAUAUUACUUGUGGACACAAGAGGAGUUCAGGCAUAUUUUAGAAUACAAGGAUUACAUGGUCGAUCUGUUAGUACAUCUAGAUGUAAUCAUUGCCCCUAGAACUAGCUAUACACUUUCUAGUAACCCGUUGAGAGAUGUUUCACGUUUCCUUGUUCCCUGUAUGAUAACCAAAACAAACGACACAAAGUAUUUGGAAAAGUUGCGGAAUUGUAAUAAUUCAAUUGUCAUGGCCUAUAACUUUAUCGAAGAAGUAAUACCGCCAGCAUUGUCAUAUCGAUUUCUCGGUUCCCUCGUUACUAUGUGGCAUAUAAAGAAAUAUACAUGUAUAGAGAGUAAUAGAGUAAACACACAAAUGCUUUUCAGUGAUCUUUAUGUGGUUGAAGUUGACAACAGUCACGAUAUUGUUCUUCAGGUGAAAGGCAACAGAGUUGUGGUAUCACUUGUACAUGCUGUGAACAAGAAGAACAUUAUUACAACUCUAGCUUCUUCUAUUCAAGAAUGUCUUACCACGGCAAUGCAUGGAAUUUGCGAAUUUUACUCUACCUUGUCAGAUGCUCAAAACAGUUCGGAACAUCAGCCAAUGCCAUUUGAAAUUGAAUUUGGUGUAUUUUGCAAGUCAGAUAUAUGUUAUUUUCAUCACAAAGAAAUACGUCUAAACUCGCCGUGGUUUUGUAGUCAGCACAGAAAGAAUAACGAAGUUGGAUACCUUCAAGCUUGGUUUUCGGAAAAGGAACCUUCAGAUGAUUGUCUCAACACUUGCAAAGGACUUGGAACAAUGUCACUAGAACAAUGUCCAUCGGACAAACACCUGCGAAGACUGGUUGGAGAGCUUUCUCCGGGGAAGUGUCGAGAACUUGCAAUCGAACUCGGACUAAAAGUUCAUGAAUGGGAAAAUUUUGAAACCCAAUUUCAGAAUCAAAUUUCAGAUGAUUUCAAAUUUGUUGCAGUGCAGUCUUGCACGGAAAAAAGUAGAGACUUUACAUUUAGCACGCUUGUUCGCGUCUUGGAGAUACUAGAACUCACUAGUCAUCUCCUUUGUAAGGUACUUAGAGAUGUGAAACCAGAUGUAUCAGAGAUACUAGAAGAUACUUUAAACAGCACUCCGUCGCCCAUUGUACUUUUAGAUUUAUCGAAUCGUAUUGGAAAUAGCACCAUGCAACUUGCCUUAGAACUGGAUGUAGAUGCAUCUACCAUUCAACAAAUACAGUAUAAACAUAAAAACAAACUGCUUGAACAGACUAAAGAGAUUUUGCAGAUCUGGAGUAAGAAGCAGCAACCAAAACCAACUCUGCUUUUAUUAAUCAAAGCUCUGCACAGAAUUGGAAAAAUGGGUUCAUUGAGAGGAAUAACAUUUUGAAUUUGAAUUACUACAAAGGUGAUGUAAACCAAUAAAAUCUGACCAAAUGGAAACAUUUUACCAAUGUACUGUCAUAACUGAAGAUGUUUUACAGCUGUUAUUUGGUUUAUCCUCAUUAAUUAAUGAUAGUCUGUUUUUGUUUGACUGGGAUUUUUGAUUUCCUCCUUUUUUUCUCUUGUUUUAUCCCCGUUCAUAAAUUAACAAAUUACUAAGAAACAAAGGUUCCAACUCCCUCAGACAAAGUUGAUCAGAGAUGAUUUGGGCUAUUCGGUUUAGGUCCUUUUUUAUCAUAUAGCUUCCAACAAUGCAUCCCUGGCUUUCAUAUGUUUAUGUAUUAGCGUUCCUGAUGAAAGGAAAGCUCUAAGACCCGCGAAAUGUAUCAAGUAUUUAUUUCAUUUAAUUACACUGGGCCGUUACCGCUCCUGGUGCACUGUUAGUCUCAAAGGGUAUCGUCAGAUCAGCAAUCGGAUACUGACAAUAUUUAAAAAUAAACUUAAUUAAAAAUCCCGUUCAUAGAUAAAGGAAUUUUAAAGAGACUAACUCCAUCAGGCAAAGUUCAUCUCGUAUGAUUUGCUAUUCUGUUUAGGUCCUUUUUAUUAUAUAGCUCAUAACGCUGCUACGUAUUUACGAAUCCAUGGCUUUAGAAUGUUUUAAGUUUGAGCGUUUCUGGUGAAGGUAAAUAAAGGACAUCCCUGUAGACGCAAUACAUUUAAAUAAUGUUUAUUUCAUUUACCAACUGGAAGUAAAGAUAAGUAUGAUAUAAAUCUUUUCCGAACCGAAGCACUGACAACUCAGGGGGAUGAUCCUGUUUCAACAUCUUGUAGCAAAAUACCUUUUUGGAUAAAGUGUUGCCUCCUAUCUAAAUUUAAAUGACAAUAUCUCAAAAUAAACCUAUUUUGGCAGUUUUGCUGUUUUGCGCUUAAUGCAAUGGUUUUGAUCCCUAAAUGCAAAUAUGUAAGACAAAAUUCACAACUGAAAAUCAUUAAAUCUGACAGAGUUAUGUUUUAUGAGUAUAUGUAAGAGUUUUGUUGAUUUUUAAAAUAUUUUUAUUUACGAAUUCAAAUAAAGUGUAAAAAUUACACCAUCAAUGAUAUACAAUGGUUUCAGUGUUUUUAUGAUAAUAAUCCGUAAUUUGUAGACCACAAUAUCAUGCACCAAUGUCAGACAGUUUGUUCUGCUACAGUAAAAAGAGAGUCGAAAGAUACCAAAGGGAUGAACAAACUCAUAAAUUGAACACGAACUAACAACGACCAAAAGAGAAUAGAUUGAUUGUUUGAUGUAUAAAUGCCACUUUCAAGAGUAUUGUGCUAUUUCGCGGUUAGUUUUUAUUGAUGGAGGAAGCAUUCGGUAGGAAAACUGACAAUCCUAGUCAAUUAAAAUUGGAGUCGAGCGCAUCUGCCGCGUGUGGGAAUCGAACACACAAUCUCAGUGUUAACAGGCUAGUGAUAAAGUAGUUUGACUUCGUAGACAAUUCGGCCAUCGAGGUCACUCACCAAAAGAGAAACAACAGCACAUAAACACAACAUGGAAAACUAAAGACUGAGCAACACGAACCCAACCAUAAACCGAGGAUGAUCUCAGGUUCUCCGGAAGGGUAAGCAUAUCCAUACAUCAUAAAUAUUUCUUUUAUCUGUUGACAGUAGUCAGAACAAAGAACAAACAUAAAAUAAUUGAACCCUCGAUAUAACUUAAUUAAACAUGUUUUGUUGAUUGUCAAUAAUGAAUUGAUCCUGUUUUCAAAUUAAGUAUUUAAUAUCAAUUGUUCAUGCUUGCUCUUUAUCUCACCUUCUGUGAACCAGCAUAUAUAAUCAAAAACAGCUUAAACGGAUUUUUGCUCAGAAAUUUUCAUGUAGUAUUCUAAUUUAAUCUAAUUAACUUAAAAUGCAGAAACGUUUAGAAGCCCCGGCCAUAUGUUGAGGGUUAUGGUCAACCUUGCCCCUGUUUAUUGUCAUCCCAGGACACUGUAUCAUGUACUCUUUUAAUUUUGUGUAUUUUCAUUUGUGUCGUUUUUACGACAGAGAAGUUUAAUUUAUCACUUAUAAAUUUCUAAAAUGAUUAUUGUUUUUUUUAUGUGGCUCCUGAUUGGUUGCUUUCUUCUGGUGUUUCUACUGGUUGGCUGUUGUUCCCUUCUGCAUCUGUUUGAGAAACUAAUGACAUUCAUUGCUUUAUAUCUGGAAGGAAAUUCAUAAGACUUAUCAUAAACCCCCUUAAUUUUUCUUUGUGCAACUUGUGAGUUGAAAUUAGUUCCCUAAAAUAAUACAUUCAGAAAUUUUAGGAAAGCCUUUUUGUAAAGUAUAUUUCAGAUCCUUAGUAACCUUUUCUUCCAAAGGUCUAGCUGCUUUUGUUA